Oryzias melastigma (Indian medaka) is the source of this 3702-nucleotide messenger RNA. It is a transcript of the gene ttll4, whose product is annotated as tubulin tyrosine ligase-like family, member 4. Gene Ontology annotation, molecular function: tubulin binding; tubulin-glutamic acid ligase activity. NCBI's taxonomy places the organism in Eukaryota, Metazoa, Chordata, Actinopteri, Beloniformes, Adrianichthyidae. Gene Ontology annotation, biological process: microtubule cytoskeleton organization; protein polyglutamylation. The record is from RefSeq and is a predicted model, not a curated record. The transcript has 21 exons. The coding region runs from base 374 to 3154 and encodes 926 amino acids. Gene Ontology annotation, cellular component: cilium.
GGGGCAGUGCUGCUCCGUAACAAACUCCAAAACGGAAACUACGAAGAAGCGGCUCCAUAGACGAUCUUUGGCGUGAUGAGUCACCCUGACUCCUAAGCUCAGACCUGCCGCAACAUAAGAAAAUCCGGCGACUGAUCGCGGCGCCGACCAGCAUGUUUGAGACAGCGGAAGGUUAAACCGGAGUUUUCUGGUUGUUGUGGAUCCCGUGAGGCCCCGCCCCCUGUGCCGCUGCGUCUCCGGGUGAAAUGAUGAGCGUCGGCUGUCGGGAUCGGUCCGGAUCUCGCUGCGUGUUCGGUCGGAGCUGACACCUCCUGGUACUUCCUGCUGAAGAGGCUGACGGGAUUCAGCAGGAACUCCGCCCACCAGCGCCCGGAUGUUGGGCUGCGCCAUGCCCGCCAACCAGUCCCUGCCCUGGGGAGGGGCAAAGCUCAGAGCUCGCUCCAGCUCAGAGGGCCACCCCGUCGCCGCGGUGUCGGAAGUGCCUUUCCGGAUUGAGGACAAGCGGCUGAAGAAUGAGAAGUUCCCUCCUGAGUCGGACCAGAAUCUGAGCCUGCCUCGGCGGCUCGAGGGCUUUCAGAACCGGGUAGCGUCGGAGAUGCAGGAGACCAGCUCCUCCUCCAUCUUCACACCAAACGAUGAGCCUAGAAACCAGUCAGCACACAGGAGACUUCAGAGGGCUGAGAGCGGGACGGGAUGGACCGCCGAGGAGCCCAGACACCUGACCGAGGCUGCAGACUGUUUGUCUUCACCUCCAGUGCCUCAUUCAUGCCUUAGUCCUCACAACCAUCAGGGUUCUGCGGCCCCGAAAAGGGCUUUCAGCCAUGACGGCGCGAAACCGGAAACCAGAAGCACAAGACGACUAAACGGUGCAGCACGGAGUAGCCGGCGGGUCAAGACCGCCGUCAGACGGCGCCCCGCUCAGAGCGACCGCAGAAGAAGGUCUGCUAACAGCCUCCUGUCGAUGAGAGAAGUUCGUCUGGUGGUCAUGGAAGCGGCGGCGAGCGCAGAGACCCACACAGAAUCGGAGAGACGAGGUUCGGUGGAAGACGCAGGACAGCGGCAUCCCGACCAACCAGACGACAUCGCAGAUUUGGGUCAAACCGAAGCUUUGGUCGGCUCAGUGACCUCUCAGAUCUCAGCCAUCCACCUGACCAGACAGGAGCAGGCCUCCUGCAGGUCUCCCCCAUCUCUGUCCUCUUUGUCCUCCUCCUCGCCGUCAGUGGAGCAGCUGGGUGGAGAAGAUGAGCUGUCAGACCACCAGUGGGUCAUGCAGGUGGACGGAGUGGAGGAGGAGCUUCCCGAUGAGCUGGAGAACAUCUGCAGUGACGGAGAGGACUCGGACUCUUCAUCUGCCUUCCGCUCCUCCUCUGCGGCGCCGCGUCCUCCGCUGUCCCGCAUCGAGGAGCCGAUGGUUCUGGGAACAGAGGAGGAGCGGGAGGAGCGUCCAGCACUGGUCCCCAGCCUGUUCCCGUUCAUCCCUCCAACCCUGUACUUCAGCACGGCCAAUGAGAAAGUGGAGCUGCUGCCUGCAGAGCAGAGGCGGCUGCUGAAGUGGAAAAUGAGCACCGUCACCCCCAACGUGGUGAAGCACACCAUCGACCGAUCCCACUUCAAAGUCACUAAGAAAGGCCACGACUGGCUGGGCUGCUGGGGACACCACAUGAAGUCGGCUGGCUUCAAGGAGCUGGGAGAGCACCAGAAGUUGAACCACUUCCCGGGAACGUUUCAGAUUGGCCGGAAGGACCGGCUGUGGAGGAACCUGUCAAAGAUGCGGCUUCGCUUCGGCAAACAGGAGUUCAGCUUUUUCCCACGAACUUUCAUUCUUCCCCAAGACGUAAAGCAGCUGCGGAAAGCCUGGGAGGACGGAGGCUCCAGGCAGAAGUGGAUCAUCAAGCCUCCUGCAUCAGCCAGAGGGACAGGCAUCCAGGUUAUCCACAAGUGGAGUCAGAUGCCUCAUAAAAGGCCUCUUCUGGUCCAGAAGUACCUUCACAAGCCCUACCUCAUCAGCGGGAACAAGUUUGACCUGAGGAUCUACGUCUACGUGCCGUGCUACGACCCGCUGAGGAUCUACAUCUUCUCUGACGGGCUGGUCCGGUUUGCCAGCUGCAAGUAUUCGUCUUCCAUGAAGACUCUGGGCAACAAGUUCAUGCACCUGACCAACUACAGCGUCAACAAGAAGAACGCCGAGUACCAGACCAACAGCGACGACAAGGCCUGCCAGGGACACAAAUGGGCUCUGAAGGCCUUAUGGCAGUUCCUCGGCUCCAGAGGCGUCAACACCUCCCGGAUAUGGGAGAAGAUCAAAGACAUCGUCAUCAAAACCGUCAUCGCCUCCGAGCCGUACGUUCACAGCAAUAUGAAAAUGCACGUCAAAUCGCCGUACAGCUGCCACGAGCUCUUCGGCUUCGACAUCAUGCUGGAUGAGAACCUGAAACCCUGGAUCCUGGAGGUCAACAUAUCUCCCAGCCUUCACUCCAGCUCCGCUCUGGACGUGUCCAUCAAAGGACAGAUGAUCAGAGAUCUCCUGAAUCUCGCCGGCUUUCGUCUUCCUCGGAGAGAAGAGGAACUGUCGCCCUGCAGCAGCGCCUCUAGCUCCACCAGCAGUUUGAGCGGAGACGGGAGCAAGCCCGCCGUGUCUGCAGACGAGAGGGUCAAACGAAGCUUUUACGUCUCGCAGCGUUUCGCCGAGCAGGACCUCCUGGCGUCUGUGCUAGACGUUCUGACUCCGGAGGACGUUCGCGUGCUCGCCGAGAGCGAAGACGAGCUGAGCCGCCGGGGGGACUUCGAGCGCAUUUUCCCGUCGCCCUCGUCGGCGCGGUAUCUCCGCUUCUUCGAGACGCAGAGAUACUUCAACAUCCUGCUGGACCAGUGGGAGCAGAAAUACUGGAACGACUGGACAAAACGUGUCGAUCUGCUGAAGGCUCUCUGUCAGAAAAGAGUUCAUCUGGGAACCAGUGACCCCGCACAUAUGUGGUCAAAGUGCAGCUACACCUCCAGGUUUCAGCCUCAGGGACGAGAGGAGACGAGCCCGCUCAGACCCAGCGUGGUGGUCUCCUCCCAGCACUGCUCCAUCGAUGAAGACUGUUUGGACUGUUCCAGCCCUGAGCUCAGCCCGACCCAGAGCCUCCUGCUGCAGCGGCUGGCCUCGCUCUGACCCGGUAACCCCGAACAAACAGCCUUACACGUUUGACGUGAAGUCUGAGUUUACGCCCUCAAACGAAGCCUGCGGAAGCUUCUGCUGGUCUGAAGGUCGCCGGAAGCCGUGCGGUGUUGGUUUUUGUGUGGAGCUUCUCGUUGGUCUGAACUGAUCUUCCUGCUGUUUACACGGACGUUUCAGAGGAAACCGCCGCCGCCGCCGUUCCACAGAAUGUGCCAAUUCUCAUCCUGCGAUCUCCACAACACUGUGAUUCCUUCGCGUCUUCAGAUCUCGCCAAAUUUCUACGACAUCCAAGAGUUUUCAAAAGGGCUUCACUUCCUAUUGUUCAGUUCAACUCGACCCUUCAGCCAGACGGACGUUCUCGUCUCGGUUCCGUUAGUUUCAGCAGCAAACAUCUCGUGUUUCCAAAACAAUGCAGUUCUUCAGUUCAAAACGUGCCUCACUUCUGCCUCUGGAGUUUGACUAAUGAACACUUCAGGAUGUUUUCACUGCUUUUGUAGUUUUUCAGAUUGAUAGUUUCUAAAUAAAAGCAAUUUGCUGCACAA